AUUUGAUAUAAAUUUUUCAUGCGAAAUGAAUAUUAGUAAUUAACUUCAUUGAAAACUAAGCUAGCGAUUAAUUCUGCCGUCUAACAAGUUGGGUAAUUAAGUGGAUUAUGAACUUAAGCUCUUCUAAUAUGGUGUAUACAAAAGCAAACAUUUGAUAUUAUUCAUUGUGAAUUUCAAUAAUUUGUCUGAACUAUUGUGAAUAAUUAGACGAAUAUUGCACAAAAAAAAGUUAUAAUAAUUGUGUUGUGGGAUUUAGCUACAGUUUUAAUUCGGAAUUCGUUGAGUUUGGUUAUAGUAUGAGUGAGAAGAAAUGGACAGCUAUUACAAGGAGAUUAUGUUAAGAAAACGCAUUUCUGAAUGUUAAGUGAUCGUACAAACUAAUUGGCUUGACAACUAUUGUGGUGAAAAAAGUUGUUUAGAUAUUGGCUUAAUCAAGUAUUUUGUAUUUAUCCUAACCAUAAAUACAAAAUUAUAUAAAAUCAAGGCUAAGAAGCAUCGAACAAUUGGAAAAUUAAAAUAUCGGGAAGAUUUGAAGCUGUACUGGACUAUCAUUGAACUCUUCUUCACCCUGUGCAAAUGUCUAAUUUUGGUCCCUACAAAUAUCUAAUAUUAUAUCAUUACGUUUGCAAACAGUGUUUUCAAGUUCAAAUUAACAAGAAAAAACUUUUUUUGUAAAUAGUUUAUAUAUCAUUUAUUACAGGACAAUUUUGAAGAAUUUUUACUUUUUAUAAUGACUGAAGCCACAGCCACACCUACACUCGUACCAUCACCUUCACCAUCGCUACCACUACCUGUACCAGGAAAUGAUGUAGUUACAGCUCCCGCACCAGCGCGGCCUAUAUUAGUUGGUAAUGAGUUUAUUAAGUUCUAUUAUAGCAUGAUGGGUAAAUCUCUAAAAAACAUGCAUCGAUUUUAUAUGAAAACAUCAACAUAUAAGCAUGGUAAACUCCCAGAAGCAAUGGGACAAAAAAGUAUACAUGAAUGUAUUAUGGGUUUAAAUUUACAAAAUUCAACGAUACGUAUUAAUUAUAUUGAUGCACAAGAAUCAAUAGAACGCGACAUUCUCGUUCAAACAGGUGGAACAAUUAGUUUUGAUAAUAAUAGUGAUGAGCGACCUUUCACUCAGAUGUUUGUACUGUCUGCACAAACUACUAAUAAAUUCGUUGUCCUAAACGAUGUUUUUGUCUAUGAGGAUGAGUAUAUGGUGAAUGAAUCGGAUAUAGAUACAACAUAUGAUACAGAUGUACAAUUAUGUGAAAUCAGAACAAGUGAAACUACACAAAAAUCACAAAUUGCGGAGCCAUUUGUAAUCAAUGUUUCUACGACAUUGUCAGAUGUUCCAUUAGAUGAUCAAAAUUGCUCUAACAUAGCUUUUGCGAGUGGUUUUGAAAUAACUGAAAGUGAAAGUGUAGACGUACAAUCGGCGGUGCCAAAUGUUACUAUAUCGUUGACAGAACCAGUUGACAAAGGUCCUUUAAGUGAUUUAGCAGAAAUAGAAGCUUUAUUACUUAAAGAUAACGUCGAUCAAAUUUGGUUCUUUGAUAGGGAAACAUCUGAAGACAAUUUUCAAGAAAGUAAUAAUGAUGCCGCAACACAAGAAAAAGUUGAAGAAAAAAUUCAAAUAAUUGAACAAGCAGAACCGAUUCAAAUACCAUCUAUCGCUGAUAAUGAAAAUAAUAAUGUUGAUAAUAUUAUUACUGCAACAAAACAGAAGACUACAAACGUAGAAUCAAAAUUGAUUAAUGUUCCAACAACUUUUCCUCAAGUUCGUCAAGCUUGGAAUGUACCUUUAGUAAGUUUUCCACCAAUGCAAAAUGCCGACGAAAACGAUGGAUCUGGCUACACAGGGCCAAAAAGUAUGUUCCAUCAAUCAAGUAGAUACUUAGAGGAAUAUCCACCUGUUAAUGUACGUAGUAAAAUUAAAAAAACAUACAUUCCCCCACCAAUUACUCCUAAUAUAGAUGAUGAAUACGGUAGGUGUAGUCAUUAUUAUGUAAGAACAAAAAUGUCAAGAGAAACUAUUUUGCGUUUAAUAGAAGAUCAACUAGUGAAUGGGACGCAUAAACAGUCGAAAAGAUAUAAAAAGUUUCGUAUGGGUGUAGAAGCUAAAAAGUUGGGAAAAUUGAAGGAGCAAGAAGAAAGUAAGACAACUACAUCAAAGACAAAAAAGAAAAAGAAUUAUAAAAUGAAGAGCUUGUUAACAAAUCUUCAUAUAAGUAACGUCGAUUUUGGAUUAAACUCAACAAUACUUGUUUCAGAUGAACAACAGUGUUUCAACAAUAACAACUUAAUUGAAUCCACUAACGUAAUGGGAGAAAGUAAAGCUAUUAUUGCCUCUGAGGAAAACAAUACACCUGAGAAGAAAAACAAAACCAAUAAAAGGAAGAAGUUCAAUAAGAAUGUGAAUACAACUACUCCACCUAAUGGCACCGUCGAUACUAAGGACGAUGACUCAAAAAGUAUAAAUGAUGUAAUUCAGUCCACAGAUGAUAAACCAAAGCCUUUAAAACAGUUUACUCCUCGUAAAUCAAUGAGCAAAACUGAAAAAUUUGUUGAUGCUCGUACAGUAAAUAAAGAUAUUGGAAAAUCUGCCUCUAAAACUAAUACACAUUCUACUCCGACUCCAAAAUCAGACAAUAAUUCUAAAAGAAAAAUGGUUAGUUUUAAUGAAAGUGAAACAUAUGCUUCUCGGCUUCAUAAUGGCGGAUAUGAACAUUCAAAUAAAAAUUAUAACACUAACCAGAAUCAACCAAAAAAAUCAAUCUAUAAAACACAAAAAUCAUAUGGCAAUGAAGCAGAUAAGCAAAAAACUGGAAAUACGGACAAUAAGGACAAUAACAGAAACACUAGGGAUCGUUCACGUAGAGAGUUUUUAGCUUAUAAACCAAAUCAAAUAUUUGUUGGACGAGUACCCACAAGUGCUACCAAGGAUAUUUUAAUAUCGGUCUUUUCAUCAUAUGGUGAAAUAAGUGAAAUUGCUUUAUUUAAAGCAAACAGUCCCACUGUUCCAAAUUACUGUUUUAUAACAUACAAAAAUCAAGAGGACAUGUACAAUUGCUUGUCGAAGCGUCCUAUUAUGUUGCCAAUUAAUGCUAAUAGCAAUCAUCGUCUUAACGUUGAGGUAAGAAAGAGACCAACUUAUGAUUCACCGUCAAACGAACAACCAAUAAAAGCCUCUGCUACUACUAAAACUCGAGUAUUUUAUAAUAAAAACUUUAAGUAAUUACUUAAAUUAAAAA
Teleopsis dalmanni is the source of this 3239-nucleotide messenger RNA. Its product is annotated as peroxisome proliferator-activated receptor gamma coactivator 1-alpha-like. The transcript is spliced from 9 exons. The record is from RefSeq and is a predicted model, not a curated record. Lineage: Eukaryota; Metazoa; Arthropoda; Insecta; Diptera; Diopsidae. Gene Ontology annotation, molecular function: mRNA binding. Gene Ontology annotation, cellular component: ribonucleoprotein complex; cytosol. The coding region runs from base 731 to 3223 and encodes 830 amino acids.